CUUCAAUAUUCGUUCAACAACAAUAAUCAACAGCAUCACCAGUUUUCAACAAGAAGAUACUUUUUAGGUGCAUGACAUGUGAGCGCUCCUGCCCUUGCAGCUACAAGCUCAAGACCUCUUCACUGUCUUGGUGUUUUAUUUUCGUGUGCUAGACUUUCUUGUUCUGAAGUUGUAAACGGCAGCAGAAGGUUAAUUUUGGCCGUAGCCUAUCCAUAGGUGGCGUAACUCAUAAGACAUAACUGACUGUCCAGUUUCUGUGGAGUUUGGACCCCCGUCUCAGGUCUGUUCUCUCACGUUCAACCCGUAUCAGCCAUGCCGCCUGUGAGGCAGGAAACUGCUGACCCGCUAAUCGGGGCUCUAGUCCGACUAAAUGUACACGGAGCUACGUACACUGGCAUCGUGCAGCGAAUAGACCGAUUAGGAAAUCCGUAUGUGUCCAUUCGACUGUGUUCAGAUGGAGGGUCGACCAACCUCAGUCGUCCCGGGAAGACAAUGGACUUCUAUGGUGAAGAGCUAGACAACUUGGAGCUCCUGGUGCCGGAGAAGGAUGUACCAGCCGGCCUGAGGAAGCCUGCAGCACCACGCACCAUGACGCUGCCACCCGUGACGCCGCCAAUCACUAGGGCUCCAGCUUCAACGUCUCAGGAGGAUCGGGAGUGGAACGAAUGCCGUGCAUCAACAUUCGACCAAUCUCACCGGCAGGUUAGCAAAGCAGAGUGGAUCCAGCGCUUGAAGGAAGAGCCAGCGCGGCCCAUUCGCCCCGCCGCCAACAGCCACCGGCCUAGUCCAAUGGAUGCCGACUACACACACGUGGUGGAACUCGGUGAGCGGUUCAAGUCGGUCAUCCUGACCCUGGCAGAAAGUCCUACAGUGGGCAUGACCGCUUUCGGGAAGAAUAUCAGCCGUCAUGGGGAGGUGUCUCUCUUGGCUAUGUCCUGUCGGAAAGGCGACUUCCUCUUUGAUUUGCACGAAAUUGGAGUCAAGGAAGCCAUGGAUGCUGGCAUACAGGAGGUCUUGGAGUCUCCACAUGUCCUGAAGGUCACUCAUGAUUGUCGGCACCUCAGUGACUACUUCUUUCACAAACUAGACAUCAAGAUUUUGAAUAUAUUCGAUACGCAGGCAGCGGACUGGAUGAUUCGGCGUGCGGAAGCGGGCGGGAUGGUUCCGAUUCAUGUCAAUUCGCUGCGCUUCUGCCUGCAGCGCUACCUCCAGCUGUUCAUCCACGAGGUUCGUUUCCAUGACACCAUCAAGGAUGCGGUGCAGGAGGACGCCGAUGUGUGGCUGACACGGCCGCUACAGUCCUACCUGCUGGACAGUGCGUGCAGGGCUGUGCACUAUCUGCCUGAGCUGCACGGCGUCAUGCUGGAGGCGCUGCUCAGUGAAUUUAUUCACGCCGUCGACAUCUACAUGGGCGCAGUGCGCGAUCUUACUGAUGAUGAUUCAGCAACUGAGAAUGGUGAUGUCCUGCCGCAAUUGCGCCGGGAGUUUGCCAUCAAUGCCGGCACGCGCAACUUUGCAGCACCGGGCCGAGCCACGAGUCCCGAGAGAGACGGCCUGCAUCAUGUCCCGCGCUCUGACGCGAACCCAGUCCACGACCGAGAAGUGCUCAACUCAUUCUUCACCAGCCAUCGCAAUCGCUAUGGAGAUGUUCCCGAGUCGCAGCCGUCUCAAGCCGACGCGGGCUCAUUCCCACUGCGGUCCACGGGCAGUCGUGUCACGACUUCGAGCUUCUCCGGGUUCGACCAAGACCCGAGUGACCCAGAAGAGGAAGACCACCGCCACGAGGAAUGCCUUCCGGCAGAAUCUCGAAUUUCCGAUAGCCGGCGUAUGUCAGACAGACCUGCAAGUUCACCUGCAGUGCAAGUCAAUCAUGAUGCAGGCAAAGCGGUGAAUGGUGUUGAGGAUACGAGUAUAGGCACCUCUGUGGAUGCCAUCGAUGCUAGAAACUCCCGCUCAGAGCGUGUAUCUCAAACAGCACUUGCACAGAAUGGCCUGCCAUGCAAGACACCGUGCGAAACCGGCGUUCGUCAUCUAGCCCAUCCGGCUGAGGGCAGCUCUGUUGAUCCUACUGAUGGCCAUCAUCCAGAACCCGCGUCCAGACCACCAUGGAAGCCGCGUGAAUCAGAAGGACGCCUACCUGGGGAGAUUGGUGCACAUUCUGGAGCUGUUUCAGCUAUAGGCAGUUCUGUGGAUACGGUCGAUGUGCAGCAGCAUGUACAUGUAGAACCCCGAACACCGAAGUACAGUACUGAUGAAGUGCAGCAGCAUGUACAUGUUGAACCUCGAACACCGAAGUACAAGUACAGUACAAGUAGUACAAGCGAGUGGCACAGUCCACCGUACAGCAGCAGCAGGCAAGAAGGCAUCAGUGCUCGGCGUGUGCCUGUUUCUACAUCCUCAGAUCCCAAGCAUGUUGACCGUUCCGAAUCAGAACCAAGAUCUGGAGCAGUGUCUGAGCAGCGUCAUCCACCAGUGAGCAGGCCGGAGGAGACUGGUGCUCGUUAUGCCACGGGGGUCCCAAGCGCACUACCCAAGGGAAAGUCCAAACGCCCUUCUCAUCCGCCGCAGAGCACUCUGCCUCAGGGCGUCCUGCCGCUGUCCGCCGUGACGAGUCAACCCAAGCCUAUGGAUGACCUUCCAGCCACUGGCUGGAGGCCCAAUCCAGCAGCGCUUGAAGCUAGCUGGAAGAACUUCACAGGCCGUGAGGAGACCAACCCUCGAGCUGUGAUUAUGGGCAUCGGGACAGGGGACAGUGGCCAAGGAAGCUAUGAUUCCACACCGUCGUCAAGUCCGGAGAUGGAACGUACGGAGGUUAGUGAGCAGCCCUGUCGUGUCCCGCCUUUCCCUGAUCCAGCACUGCGAGUAGGGAGAGGGUCUGGUGUGAGAUUCAGCCCAAGCCACACAGCUACCAAUGCACCUAGUAGUAACACUGGUAAUAGUAACCCCGUUGGCCGCGGACGCGGACAGUUCCUGGCGGCUGUCGGUAGCGGCAAUUGGCCUGGGAGGUAGUUGGCCAGGUGGCAUUUUAGUCUGAACAACCGUGUGUUAUGUGUGUGCUUGUAUUUUGCCUGUUUUGAUAGACUCCUCACUGCUGGAAUGCCCUUGAUUUGAACCAGUGCUUUCCUAGUUUUUGUUAUCAUAAAUAAUUAUAGUCAGUGCUAAGAAUGGAAAACGUUCUAUUUGUGGAGAUUUUUUUAUCUUUUUGAAUGCGAUCAGUCUCUUCUGGUCUGUGUCCUUCUUCUCCAAGUCUAGUACAUUUUUAUUUCUUCAUCUAUGGCCGUUGACAGUCUUAUCGCGGUGGCUUUGUAUCCGUUGUAUUGCCUCUGUGCAGUUGAUCUUUCAUGCGUUCUUCAUUCUUCAUAGACACCUGCUUUGCAUAUCUUUCGUCUUCGCGUGUACCAGUUCAGAGUUCUUUGAAGUACAUGUGUCUUGUGUACACUGUAUGUGUAACAACGUUGAAUACUUCUUAUGUACUCUUGGUGGUAGUAUGUACUGCG
Molecule: messenger RNA, 3497 nt
Organism: Sycon ciliatum
Lineage: Eukaryota; Metazoa; Porifera; Calcarea; Leucosolenida; Sycettidae
Exons: 7
Coding region: 313-3009 (898 amino acids)
Biological process (GO): piRNA processing
Cellular component (GO): PET complex
Molecular function (GO): 3'-5' exonuclease activity; nucleic acid binding
Source: RefSeq, a predicted model, not a curated record